AUCGAUAAUUCUUUGGCUAAUUUGAAAGUUAAAUGGAAUAGUUAUCUUUUCGAAGAGGUUAUACCACAAGCUUGGGUGAAAUUUAUAACUAAACUUCAACCACAUGUGUAUCAAAAAGACAAUUACUAUAAAUUUUGGCCAAUUGCUGCUUCAGAUCAAUUUAUAUCAUUAAGAUUCUUUAAAGAUCUUUUAAAAAAUAUGAUAAGAAAGAUUAACGAAGACGAUGAAAUUUUUUGUGAGCAUGGCCAAAUGCUAUCUAUUUCAAAUGGAUAUUUUCAAGAUAAAUUGUGUGUCGAACGCGCCAUUCCAAACAUAUUGAGUAAGAUUGGAUUUCCAAUUAUUGACGCUCCCUCCGAAAUCAUAGAAGUGUUAAAAAAAUCUGAGAGGCAUUCUCUCAGAUUUUAUACGCCUAAUAUUGUGAGCCAAUUUCUUAAAGACCAAGAGGAAUGGCAUGAUAAUCUGGAAAGAGAUGAAAUCUUAGAAUUGUUUGGUUAUUUAAUGAACGAUGAAGAUUAUAAGAUAUUGGAAGGUCUGAAAAUGAUUCCAUUGGCUAAUGGAACAUUUAAAACAAUAUCUCGAGGUGGCACA
Molecule: messenger RNA, 588 nt
Organism: Racocetra persica
Lineage: Eukaryota; Fungi; Glomeromycota; Glomeromycetes; Diversisporales; Gigasporaceae
Source: the annotation of a GenBank genome assembly